AAAAAAGGAGGAAGCCCAAGAACUUUCGUCGCGUCACGCAAUCGGAUCGCUGCCUCCUCUCCACCAGCUCUUGCUUCGCUUCUUCUUCUUCUUCGCUCGUUCUCCGUCGUCGUCGCUGCUUCUCGCUCGAUCACUCCCCCCCCCCCUCCCACCACAAUGGCGGUCCGGGCCGGUGCGACCAGUCGGAUCCUGAGCCGGAGCUCCGUGGUCGGGGCGAGAUCCGUGUCGUCGUGCUGGCGGAGCGUGGAGCCGGCGCCGAAGGACCCGAUCCUCGGGGUCACCGAGGCUUUCCUCGCCGACCCCAGCCCCGGCAAAGUCAACGUCGGCGUUGGUGCUUACCGCGAUGAUAAUGGGAAGCCGGUCGUUCUUGAGUGCGUUAGAGAAGCGGAGCGGAGAAUUGCCGGGAAUCUGAACAUGGAAUACCUUCCUAUGGGUGGUAGUGUGAAGAUGGUGGAGGAAACAUUGAAGUUGGCAUAUGGUGAGGACUCUGAGUUCAUCAAAGACAAAAGAAUAGCAGCAGUACAAGCUCUUUCUGGGACGGGUGCAUGCCGCCUUUUUGCUGACUUCCAGAAGCGUUUUUGUCCUGAGUCCCAGAUUUACAUACCUGUCCCAACCUGGGCAAACCACCAUAACAUCUGGAGAGAUGCCCACGUUCCUCAGAGGACCUAUCAUUACUAUCACCCUGAAUCUAAGGGUUUAGAUUUUGCAGCAUUAAUGGAUGACAUCAAGAAUGCACCGAAUGGUUCCUUCUUUCUACUUCAUGCGUGUGCUCAUAAUCCUACUGGGGUGGAUCCUUCAGAGGACCAGUGGAGAGAGAUUUCUUAUCAAUUUAAGGUCAAAGGUCAUUUUCCUUUCUUUGACAUGGCAUAUCAAGGAUUUGCUAGUGGUGAUCCAGAAAGGGAUGCAAAGUCGAUCAGGAUCUUUCUUGAGGACAGUCAUGCAAUUGGAAUUGCUCAAUCUUAUGCAAAGAACAUGGGACUGUAUGGUCAGAGAGUGGGUUGCCUCAGUGUUCUUUGUGAAGAUGAAAAACAAGCCAUUGCCGUGAAAAGUCAGUUGCAGCAGCUUGCUAGACCCAUGUACAGCAAUCCACCUUUGCAUGGUGCCGUCAUAGUGUCAACUAUUCUUAGCAAUCCAGACUUGAAGAGUUUAUGGCUCAAGGAAGUUAAGGUAAUGGCUGACCGAAUCAUUGGGAUGCGUACUGCCUUGCGAGAAAACCUUGAAAAGCUUGGGUCACCAUUAUCAUGGAAGCACAUAACCGAACAGAUUGGUAUGUUCUGCUACAGUGGGAUGACUCCAGAGCAGGUUGAUCGGUUGACAAAAGAAUAUCACAUUUACAUGACUCGUAAUGGCCGUAUAAGUAUGGCAGGUGUAACCACUGGCAACGUUGGAUAUCUGGCAAAUGCCAUCAACAUGGUCACGAAAUCUUCUUAGUACCUAAUCGAGGAGACGUCAGUCCUUGAAUAAUGCUACUCUCGAUUUGCAUUCUCCAUAAAGUAGUUUGCUGUCAUCAUGAGUGUCAUGAGAUUUUCUUUCAGUUCCCAUCUUGUUGCAGUUAGGAAGAUGGGCAAUAGCAUGCGCACGAUUUAGAGCACCCCCCUGUUGUUUCUUGACUAGUUUCAUUCUUUUCCCCGUGAGAAUUGGGGAUUGUAACUUUUACAGCUACAGGUGAACCGUUAAAAUAAAAUCCAAAUUAUACUCGUGUUUCCAA
Syzygium oleosum is the source of this 1708-nucleotide messenger RNA. Its product is annotated as aspartate aminotransferase, mitochondrial. Gene Ontology annotation, cellular component: mitochondrion. The record is from RefSeq and is a predicted model, not a curated record. Gene Ontology annotation, molecular function: pyridoxal phosphate binding; L-aspartate:2-oxoglutarate transaminase activity. The transcript is spliced from 10 exons. Lineage: Eukaryota; Viridiplantae; Streptophyta; Magnoliopsida; Myrtales; Myrtaceae. The coding region runs from base 157 to 1431 and encodes 424 amino acids. Gene Ontology annotation, biological process: biosynthetic process; amino acid metabolic process.